GAAAGAGGGGAGGGCUGAUAGAUACAUCUGGAAGUUAUUUGGAACAGAGUUGGAAAAUAACCGAUAGAAAGUCAGACAGAAAGUCUAAGACAACUUAAAAAGUAGUUAUAAAGACUUAGGGGACAUAAAUACACUACCAAAUAAAUACUUUACUUUAUAAAAUUCUGUAUUUUCUAAAAAGGACAGUGACUUUUGGAAUAACAAGAGGAAUUCUGGUGACAAAGGACGGGAACUUGAAGGAUAUAAAAACCAAAAAGGAACAACUGUGUGUGAAAGAUUUUCUAUAUCUUAAACCAGAGGACUAACUUUUCAUCUUUACAACUUCACUUAAGCUUUUAUGGCUCCUGUUGCGUCAAGAAUCCAAAGAACUAGAGCAGAAAACAUUAACAUAUAAAUAAACCGAAUACAAUCUCAUGAAUUUCAUCAGUACAAAACGACAAAAGACAAUACAAGACGUUUAGGAUUUAGGACAAAGUGAGAGCUCCACUAUAUUCCUGGAAACUUUCGAAUUCCAAGUCAUUGUUUUGUUCUCCAUCUAUUCAAAGAAUGGCUGCGUCACGAGGUUGCCUCUGCUGUGUGAAAUAUCUCAUGUUUGUCUUCAACCUCAUCUUUUGGUUGGGGGGUUGUGGCUUGUUUGGUGUUGGGGUGUGGCUCACCUUCACUCAGUCCGAGUUUUCAUCUCUACCGUUGUCCUUCCCUUCACUCUCUGCUGCCAAUCUAUUGCUUGUCGCUGGUGGUGUCACCAUGGUAACAGGUUUUCUCGGAUGCCUUGGUGCUCUGAAAGAACAGAGAUGUCUACUGAUGACGUUUUUUGUGAUUCUCCUGCUCCUUGUCCUGACUGAAGUAACUCUGAUUCUAAUUUUGAGCAUCUUUCAUGAAGAGUUGGACAUGAAAGCUAAGGAUGAUCUGAAAGAGGGAAUGAAAGACUAUAAUAAAAAUGAAGGGCUGAAAAAAUCCUGGGACAACAUGCAGAAAAUUUUUAAGUGCUGUGGGGUCAGCAACCACACCGACUGGCACAAUAAUACAUUCAAUGGAGAACUUCCUCACUCAUGCUGCAGGGACAGUAUUGGUCCCUGUCAUCGAUGGGAAGAGCCAUGCUAUGAGAAGGCCAAGAACUGGCUGCUGGCCAACAUCACCUCCGUGCUUGGAUUCGGAAUCUGCAUUGGAAUCGUUCAGAUACUGGCUCUGGUAUUUUCCAUGCUGAUGUACUGCCAGAUAUUACGGGCAGAAAAAUACAUGGACUGACACUUCCUUCACACCAUUCCGCCAGGGGCUCUUACACAGAUAAAUGAAUAUAUAAUGAAUGUUUAAUCGGACUGAGAAAUCUGCCUUAUAGAGAUACUACACAUGAUAUGAAGAAAUUAGUGUUGCACUUACAAAGAGAAGUUCUGCUAACUCUCUCCUAAAUUUAUUUACCUGGGUCAAUGCUAAAUAGAUGUGUGAAUGAAUGAAUAUAGGGUGAAUGUACAGAGUAGGUGGAAAAAGUAAACAGUAUUAUUGCAUUCUUUCUUCUGCUUGAUCAAAGCCAAUCUCCUAUAAGUGGAAAUGAUGAGCGAGCUGAUCUGUGUUUAUAUCUUUGGAAAUAAGGAUCGAACUAGUGAUUUGUUGGCCAUUUUGUUGCAUUAUAUGUCUGUUAAGGUAAUGAAAGCAAAAUAAAUGAAACAACAAAAGA
Molecule: messenger RNA, 1672 nt
Organism: Triplophysa dalaica
Lineage: Eukaryota; Metazoa; Chordata; Actinopteri; Cypriniformes; Nemacheilidae
Gene: tspan4b
Product: tetraspanin 4b
Exons: 8
Coding region: 547-1245 (232 amino acids)
Cellular component (GO): membrane
Source: RefSeq, a predicted model, not a curated record